UUUCAAUAUACCAACUAUACAGAAAUCCGAGACCGUGGAGUUCGAUUUAAUUUCUUUUUGUGAAAUUUGAAACCGCUGGCUAGGAACACACUUCCCAACGACACUUAUUACAUUUGUAGCUGCAGUUAUCUACCGACGCAAUAAACCGGAAACGAAAAUUUUAAUUGGAUCUUCAGCAACGUUAGGAGGUGGUUACACGUGUAAAAAUGUCUUAUGACAUCAUCGAAACUCCAUGUCUGGGACGCGCCUUUAAACCGGGGAUGCUGUACGACUGUCGCAGGGAUAUGCUGGUGCCAUCAUUGACCUUGUGGAACCCACAAAAGCUGAAAAGCGAACUCAACUCGCAGCCUCAGCUGUACACAAACUGUGAAAUGAUCCUGAACGACACUAUAAGCGAAAAGUCAUCAAAACUCGGUGUGGACGCCGAUCUUAAGCUCAGCUUUUUGGGAGGUCUGGUAUCGGUUUCCGGUUCCGCCAGUUACUUGAAUGACACAAAAAAAUCAAGCCAUCAAGCACGGGUAAGCUUAAAAUAUUCGAUGCUAUCGCGUUUUGACGAGCUGACGAUGGCGCAUUUGGGUCCCGGUGACAUCGAGCAUCCGCAUAUAUUCGAAGGCGAUGACGCAACGCAUGUUGUCACUGGUGUACUUUAUGGAGCCGACGCAGUGUUCGUGUUCGACCAGGAUGUUGGAUCAUCUGAAGAAGUCACGAAGGUGUCUGGGAAUCUGCAGGCGUCCGUGAAGUCGCUCGUCGGAAGCAUCGAAGGCGGUGCUAAUCUCGACUUUAAUACCGGAGAGAAGGCAGAAUAUAAAGGCAUCAGAUGCACGUUCUAUGGAGAUUUUCAUUUGAAACAAAAUCCUAUCAACCUUUUGGAUGCAAUGAAGGUUUACAGCGACCUUCCUUCCUUAAUAGAACAAAAUGGUCCGGUGCCGAAAAAAGUAUGGCUGUAUCCUUUAACAAAAUUAGACAGCAAGGCGGCAAAGUUAGUACGUCAGAUAAGUUUAUCAUUGGUGACUCAAACGGAAAAGAUCAUGGAAAGUCUAAAUGAGGCAGACAUGCUGACAAACGAUUUAAUCAAGUCAUGCCAUCCAAUGUUGGAUGGACUGAAGUUUCAAGCCGAAACAUUCAAGCGGUUAGUUACUGAAUUCAAGACUACCUUCCAGAAACAGCUUGUUCCUAUUUUGCCCAAAAUACGCGGCGGAGGCAUUGAAGAAGCAACUUUGGCCGAAGUUCUUGAAAACGUUAACCGGUCACCAUUUUCGCCUGCACUUCUGCAAAUGUGGCACAAAAGAAAGCAUGUUGAAGUCAGCACAUUCAACUUCAUAACCGCGCAGAUCAAGCAGUCUCUUGAAAAUACGAAUGUUCUAAUCGCAACCCAGCAGGCGGAAGUGGAAGAAAUGCUUCUCAGUUUUGAGCACGACAUCGUUCUCGCUCUGGUUUUUGAAGCCGGGACACAUUCAGAUCCCUUCUUAGAACAACUGGAAAAUAGCCUUCGCCACACUCCAAACUUGACAACCUUAAGCAGUACUCUGACAGCAGUCACAGCACCUCUCAGAAAUAAUGCCGCUAAUAAUCGAAAUGCAGCAGUUCGCAAAAUGUCGAAAGAUUUCAUUGAUUUUGUUCGGGAUAACACGGGAUCGAAGAAAGUGAAAUUUAUUGUUUAUGCAGAAGGAGAAUGCGGGGAUGGUGUUGCCUACCCCCGCAUGGUGUUACACGAUCUACAAAAUGGAGAAGUUAUUCCGUUUACUCCACCGAGCGUCCCUGGUAUGCCGCAGUGCAAAUGGGAAAAAACUACCCCAUCGGCUAAUCUUGAGUGGUAAUUACCUGAACACGGUCUGGAUCAUGUGGUUGCAUAUAAAAUAGAAUUUAUUGUCGAUGAAGUGGGCAACGACUGGACAAAAUGCAAGGAGUAUACGACAACUAGUUCUACUCCACAAGCCGUUAUCGAUGGGCUGGACCCCGAAGAAAGCCACGUUUUCAGAGUGCGAGCCGUUACCCGCGCAGGUCUUGGGGCUGCAAGCAAAGAUAGCCAUUUAAAACCGCGACUCGAAAACACGUUGACCUUCGCAGGCAGAGAAUGGAUCAUUCUGCAUGACAAAAGCCCAGAACAGUAUGCGAGGGGUGUUUUCAAAAAGGAAAACGUGUUUGUCGAUCAUCAAGACCGGUUACAUCUGAAGCUAACGUUCGUCGACGCCAAGUACCAAGGCACGUAUGGUAUACCGCGGGUGGUGACCACGGAGCUAUUAGGUCCUGGUCGUUAUGAGUUUGUUGUAGAAAGUCGUUUCUAUGACUGUCAGACUUUUCCAAACCUAGCCAUAUACAGUGGUGGACCGGAUGAACUAACGUACAAUCGGAAGUUUAAGGAUUCAAAUCCUUACGGCGGUCAUUCCGUAACGUCCGUCAUCGGUUGGCCUGAUUUUCAGAAAGGCACUUACAGUUUUCAAGCCUCCUUAGACAAUCCGGAAUAUGUGUUAGCCCACUCCGGAAAAGGACUUGGAAAGGCCGUGAUUAAACACUCAUACGACUGGCAGACCGACAAAGUCGUUUUCACGACCGAGACGGCCAGCGGCCCUCUAAUUACGACUCUUUCUCCCGAGAAUCAUGCGCAGGUUUAUCGGAAUAUGGGGGUAGAGGCCAGUGGCCCUAUUAGCAGGAAUCCUGGGCAUAUUUUUCGGAAGCCCGUUCCGCUUGUUAUAACAGUAGUUCCGCAAGGAACUUAUCCGAAAAUCAAAGAUGAGGUCGAAUUUAUUAUUCAUUCUUUCAAG
Paramacrobiotus metropolitanus is the source of this 2762-nucleotide messenger RNA. RefSeq names its product stonustoxin subunit alpha-like. The coding region runs from base 207 to 1817 and encodes 536 amino acids. Lineage: Eukaryota; Metazoa; Tardigrada; Eutardigrada; Parachela; Macrobiotidae. The record is from RefSeq and is a predicted model, not a curated record. The transcript is spliced from 3 exons.